AUUUUAUGCCUUGUAAUGUCGAGCUGCCGAACGAGCGUUGAGAUCGGUACAUGUUGAAAACCACAUUACUGUAAACGAAGUCAAUUUAAACGCAAAGGUUUUUCUAUAUAUUAUUUCGAAAAUCGUUAAUCUACACGUCUUCUAGACAUGCCACCCGUGGAGACUAUGGAAGUCGACAGUCCUGUAAUAGAGGUUGAAAUGGAGAUUACGAAGAAAGAAGUGAAGGAUGUUGAUACGACGACGACCGAAGAUAUCCGUGAACAACUAAAGCAAGUAGAGAAAUCAGUGAUAACAAAGGAGCCACGUUUUGUAUUCAGAGUGCUGAGAUCGUUGCCGAAUACUCGUCGCCGACUGAAUCCCACUGUAUUACGACGCAUCAUUCUUCACAGUUACAACUUUUCUGUAAAAGAAAGAGAUAACUUGCUGAAUCUAGUUGGAGGAGAUGACUCUCUUGAUAUUGCCUCUCCGGUUCAAAGAACAAGGCAUCCCAAGCAAGGCUCAUCAUCUCCUUUACCAGAAGUGGACGUAUACAUCCAUAUGUUAGUUCUUCUUCAUUGUAUCGAUAACAAGCGCAUGCAAGAAGGCAUGCUCUGCUCCGACCAGUUAAUGCAGAAAAUAAUAGCGCAGAAUCGGCGUACGUUGGAUUUGUUGGCCGCCCGUUGCUACUUCUAUCACUCAAGGACAUAUGAACUUGCUGGAAAGCUGGAUUCCAUUCGAAGCUUUUUGCAUAGCCGGCUACGAACAUGCACUCUCCGAAAAGAUUUUGAGGGCCAGGCAGUUUUGAUAAAUUGUUUGCUGCGCAACUAUCUCUUCUACAGUUUGUACGAUCAAGCUGACAAGUUGGUGUCAAAAUCCGUCUUUCCGGAAUCUGGAAGCAAUAAUGAAUGGUCUCGUUAUCUUUACUAUCUUGGAAGAAUUAAGGCUAUACAAUUGGAAUACUCUCAGGCUCACACGCAUCUUUUACAAGCCAUCCGGAAAGCCCCUCAGCAUACGGCAGUAGGAUUCAAACAAACAGUUCAAAAACUUUUGGUUACUGUCGAGCUGUUAAUGGGAGAUAUUCCUGAACGGCACGUAUUUCGCCAAUCAACCAUGCGGCAUGCCUUGGCUCCGUAUUUUCAAAUGACGCAGGCUGUGAGGCUAGGAGAUAUACACAGAUUCAAUCAAGUGCUGGAGAACUACGGAAAAACGUUUCAGGCUGAUCACACGUAUACGCUCAUAAUCCGUCUACGUCACAACGUUAUCAAGACGGCCAUUAGAGCUAUCUCUUUGUCAUAUUCACGGAUUUCUCUGGCAGACAUUGCCCAAAAACUUUUGUUAGAUUCUGCUGAAGAUGCAGAAUUUAUCGUCGCCAAAGCCAUUCGUGACGGAGUUAUCGAGGCUUGGUUAGAUCACGAUGGAAAAUUUAUGCAGAGCAAGGAAAGUAUUGAUGUCUACAGCACCAAGGAACCUCAGCUGGCUUUCCACCAGCGUAUCACCUUCUGCCUUCAGAUUCAUAAUCAGAGCGUUAAAGCUAUGCGCUUCCCUCCUAAGGCAUACAACAAAGAUUUGGAAUCAGCAGAGGAACGUCGCGAGCGGGAACAGCAAGAUUUGGAAUAUGCAAAGGAAAUGGCUGAAGAAGAUGACGAUGGUUUUCCGUGAGUUGUAGGUACCGAAUUCAGCGCGUAAAUGUGAGCCCUAUGUAAUCGUUCAAGUUAAGACCACUCUAAUAAAUCAACAAGGGAACUCAGGAAA
Molecule: messenger RNA, 1731 nt
Organism: Daphnia magna
Lineage: Eukaryota; Metazoa; Arthropoda; Branchiopoda; Diplostraca; Daphniidae
Gene: Rpn3
Product: probable 26S proteasome non-ATPase regulatory subunit 3
Exons: 8
Coding region: 148-1638 (496 amino acids)
Biological process (GO): regulation of protein catabolic process; ubiquitin-dependent protein catabolic process
Cellular component (GO): proteasome regulatory particle, lid subcomplex; proteasome complex
Molecular function (GO): enzyme regulator activity
Source: RefSeq, a predicted model, not a curated record